Messenger RNA from Coffea eugenioides, 2734 nucleotides. RefSeq names its product polyadenylate-binding protein 2-like. Lineage: Eukaryota; Viridiplantae; Streptophyta; Magnoliopsida; Gentianales; Rubiaceae. Gene Ontology annotation, molecular function: RNA binding. Gene Ontology annotation, cellular component: ribonucleoprotein complex. The record is from RefSeq and is a predicted model, not a curated record. The transcript is spliced from 9 exons. The coding region runs from base 450 to 2417 and encodes 655 amino acids.
UGCGCUUCGCACUUGUUCUUUACAACCCUCUCUCAUUCCUCAGCGGCGUCGCCGUCACCGUCGGCGGUUUUUUUUUCCUACCCUCCGUCGGAUAUCCGACUUAUCCUUUAAAAAAAAAAAAAAAAUUCAUCCUUCCCUCUCCUCUCUCUCUCUCUCUCUAUUUUAAAAAGCUAAAAGAAAAAAGGAAAAAGAAAGUCUUUGGGUUUAAAAAUAUCAUUUUGUUCGAUUUUCGUUUGAUAUAUUGAAGGGGAAAAAUAUAAAACAACGAAAAUUUCGGAAGCUUUUUCCAAAUUUAGGCUGGCUUAAUUUUUGGGGCUACUGUCUAGGGUUUGUUUCUCGAAUAACAAGAGGAGAGGGAAGUGAGAAAAAAAAUCACAAAAAAAACUUGAAAAAUUUCCUAAAAAUCCUAAAUUUUUUGUGCUCCAUUUAGCUACGGUUUUCGAGUUGAGAUGGCUCAGGUUCAGGUGCCGCAGACGGUGAUGAAUGUGAAUGCUGCUGCUGCUGCUGGCGGCGGCGGCGGCGGCGCGAAUCCUCAGUUCGUGCCGACGUCGCUUUACGUCGGUGACUUGGAUUUUAACGUGACCGAUUCGCAGCUUUACGAUCUGUUCAACCAGGUCGGACAGGUGGUUUCGGUCAGAGUUUGCCGGGAUUUGACGACUCGCCGGUCACUUGGAUAUGGUUAUGUCAAUUAUGGCAAUCCACAAGAUGCUGCACGGGCUCUAGAGAUCCUAAAUUUUACUCCUCUCAAUGGGAAGCCCAUUAGAGUAAUGUAUUCUCAUAGAGACCCCAGCAUACGUAAAAGUGGUGCUGGAAAUAUAUUUAUUAAGAAUUUGGACAAAGCAAUUGACCAUAAGGCUUUGCAUGAAACAUUUUCUACAUUUGGGAACAUUCUCUCUUGCAAGGUGGCAACUGAUGGUUCUGGUCAGUCAAAGGGCUACGGGUUUGUGCAGUAUGACAGUGAUGAAGCUGCUCAAAAAGCUAUUGAGAAACUUAAUGGGAUGCUGCUGAAUGAUAAGCAAGUAUAUGUUGGACCUUUCCUUCGGAAACAAGAAAGAGAAAUGGCAGUAGACAAGACAAAAUUCACUAAUGUUUUUGUCAAGAAUCUCUCAGAUUCUACCACUGAUGAAGACCUAAAGAAAGUCUUUGGUGAUUUUGGAACAAUAACUAGCGUUGCGGUAAUGAGGGACGAAGAUGGAAAGUCAAAGUGCUUUGGAUUUGUGAACUUUGAGAACCCUGAAGAUGCUGCAAAAUCUGUUGAAGCUCUUAAUGGAUAUAAGUUUGACAACAAAGAGUGGUUUGUUGGGAAAGCCCAAAAGAAAUCUGACAGAGAACAAGAAUUAAAACAACGCUUCGAGCAGAGUGUUAAAGAGGCUGCGGACAAAUCACAAGGGUUGAACCUCUAUAUAAAGAACUUAGAUGAUAGCAUUAAUGAUGACAAGCUCAGGGAACUGUUCUCUCCCUUUGGGACAAUAACUUCAUGCAAGGUUAUGCGAGACCCAAAUGGCAUCAGCAGAGGAUCUGGUUUUGUUGCAUUCUCAACUCCUGAAGAAGCUUCAAGAGCUCUUUCUGAAAUGAAUGGAAAGAUGGUUGUCAGCAAACCGCUUUAUGUUGCUCUUGCACAGAGAAAGGAAGAGAGAAGAGCGAGGUUACAGGCUCAAUUUUCUCAGUUGCGUCCGAUUGCGAUGGGACCUUCUGUUGCUCCUAGAAUGCCAAUGUACCCCCCUGGCGGUCCUGGUCUGGGGCAACAAAUAUUUUAUGGACAGCCACCACCUGCUAUCAUGCCUCCCCAACCUGGUUUUGGUUAUCAACAGCAGCUUGUUCCUGGAAUGAGGCCUGGUGCAGGUCCGAUGCCAAACUUUUUUGUGCCAUUAGUUCAGCAAGGGCAGCAAGGACAGCGUCCUGGUGGCAGGCGGGGUGCAGCUGUUCCAGUCCAGCAGGGUCAACAACCAGUUCCACUGAUGCAACAGCAGAUGGUUCCAAGGGGGCGUGCAUAUCGUUACCCUCCAGGCCGUGCCCUGCCUGAUGUCUCCAUGCCAGGUGUUGGUGGAGGCAUGCUUUCUGUCCCAUAUGAUAUGGGUGGCAUGCCAUUGCGUGAUGUUGUUUCUCAGCCAGUUCCAAUUGGGGCUUUGGCAUCUGCCCUUGCAAAUGCUUCUCCUGCUGAUCAGAGGACGAUGUUGGGCGAGAAUCUAUACCCACUUGUCGAACAGUUGGAGCCUGAAACAGCAGCUAAGGUUACUGGUAUGCUUUUGGAGAUGGACCAGACGGAGGUUCUACACCUGCUUGAGUCACCAGAAGCUCUGAAGUCCAAGGUUGCGGAGGCCAUGGAAGUCUUAAGGAAUGUUUCUCAGCAGCAGCAGGCAGGCAAUCCGGCUGAUCAAUUGGCAUCAUUGUCCUUGAAUGAUGGUCUUGUUACCUGAGUGAACUGAUUGGGGAGUUAAAACCUGUUGUGCUUUGGUUUUUGAAACAUGAAAUUUGGAGCUUGAGUCAUUUCUUUUUAGUUUGGAAUCUACCACUCUGUUAUGUUGACCUAAACCCUAUUGGUUUUCGAGAUUGUUUUCUUACCGCGCGUUCACAUCAGUAGAUGAGAAAGCUGCAUUGUUUUAGGUUACUGGGAACUGAGACUUUACCACAGAUCCUAGCUACCUCAGGUACUAUGAAGUAACCAAAGCUGAAGCUAAUGUGCUAGUAUGGUAUUAAUCUUUUAACAAGUUAGAUAUCGGCUACGUUGUCAGCA